AUAAAAUGCAAACUAUAUUUAUUUAUAUUUAAUUUAUAAAGCUAGAAUUUAAGUUAAAAGUUAACACAAUGGCCCGUAUUACAUGGCGCACAAGCUCUACUCAAAAUCUAGUCUCCAAAUUUCGGCUACGCUGGAGCUAUAUGAUGCAUUGUUGGCAUUCGCUCACGUUCAAUGCCCACAUGAACUCCAGCUAUGCUACGGAUGUGUGUAUGACGCCCAUCUUCUGGAUUGUGGAUAAUUAUACCCACUGCUUGGGCCCGUUCUUUGUCGUAGGCACUGCUGUCUUAACCACUGCCGUAGUGUCCAUCGCCUAUUGGAUUGGUCUGCCCUUUUGGUGGGCCAAGAGCCAAGCAGCCACCAUAGUGUUGCUCAUCAUAGGCAAUUGGCUGCUGCUGAACAUAAUUUUCCACUAUGUAAUGGGUGUGAUUACACCAGCUGGCCAGCCACCCGAGGGUGUCUCUCAUGUGGAGGCUGUGAGCAUGUGCAGCAAAUGCAUCUCACCGAAGCCGCCACGCACGCAUCACUGCUCCGUGUGCAAUCGCUGCAUAUUGAAAAUGGAUCAUCAUUGUCCCUGGCUUAAUAACUGCGUUGGCUACGCCAAUCAUCGCUACUUCUUUCUCUAUAUGGUCUACACUACACUCGGUUGUCUGUUCCUGAUUGUGGCUGGCGUGGAGAUUGGCUACAAAUAUCUGUGGCUCGAUCACAGCGAGCACUGGACAGAGCUGGAACCGCUCGAAGGGCAUCCAGUGAAAUUUAAUCAGAGUGGACAUGUUAUAGCAGUUACUCAUCCAAAUGAAUAUGAUGAUAUUUUGCUGCCGCCGGCUGUGCAUCAUUUGCCCACACCUAUGGCCGACUCGCCAGACGCCACACCCACACGACGUCGCGUCCUCUGGUUUAUGGCCGUGGUCAACGUGGCGGUGGUCAUUGCCCUGGGCAGCCUUUCCAUCUGGCAUGCGAAACUAAUCACGCGCGGCGAGACAAGCAUCGAGGCGCACAUUAACGAGGCUGAGCGCAAACGUUUUCUACAACUCAAACGAGUCUACAUAAAUCCCUACAAUUUCGGCACCAAAAAGAACUGGAAACUGUUUCUGGGCCUUGUGCGUGGCAGAUCGUUUUGGCGCACCGUGCUGCUGCCCUCAUGGCACAAACCGGAGGGCAAUGGUCUAAGCUUUCACACUGUGCACGACGCACCCUUCGAGGACGAGUGGCCGUAGUCCGUGGCCUGCGUUUGAGUGCGCAGGAUCUGAAGCUUUUGUGAUGUCAAAUUAGAGAAAUGUAAAUUAUAAUUUAUAGCUUUAAGUCUGACAAUUCCAUAAA
This is a messenger RNA of Drosophila arizonae, 1317 nucleotides long. Its product is annotated as palmitoyltransferase ZDHHC16. The record is from RefSeq and is a predicted model, not a curated record. Gene Ontology annotation, molecular function: palmitoyltransferase activity. NCBI's taxonomy places the organism in Eukaryota, Metazoa, Arthropoda, Insecta, Diptera, Drosophilidae.